CGGCUGGGUGGGGGCCGGCACGUCUCCAGUGCCCGCAGUGAUCCCCAUCCGCAAGACCCUGAAGCCCUUUGAAAUAGACGGUCAAAGCCGCGUGGUUGCUCUGCGACUGCAGCGGCGAGACCCAACGCCCGGCCCCCGCUCCUAUUAGCUCGCAGCAGUCCCGGCCCCGCCUACUGAGGAUUCGCAGGGCGGCCGCUGGGCGCGCUCUCCCAGCUCGGCCACAUCCCGUUUCUGCACCAAACCCGCCAGCCGCGGCCCACCGUGUGCUCCACCCGUACCCGCCCCUGGCCAGCAUCGCCAGGCCUCAAUGCGGAAUAGUCUCUGGCAGAGUUCAAAGAGGGAAGGGGAACUCCCGCGAAGAGUCUAGUGUGGGAGACAUUACCUCAUCCGUCAAGAUUGCUCGCUGCAAACACAACGCUGAGAAAUGGCCCAAGUAAAGCGUGAUCAGGGUCUUGCAUUCUUGGCACAUCUAGGAAGAACGUGCAAGGAUGCGAAUUGUGAAUCGCUUCUCCAAACAGAGCUGCUUCAUCUGACUCAAGCUGGCCUGGAGAAAGGAGGAAGAGGCAAGAGUUGAGAAUUAUGGCUGCAGGAAAAUUUGCAAGCCUUCCCAGAAACAUGCCGGUGAAUCACCAGUUCCCCCUGGCCUCAUCCAUGGACCUUCUAAGCAGCAAGUCCCCUCUCGCUGAGCAUCGCCCAGAUGCCUAUCAAGACGUGUCUAUACAUGGCACCCUUCCACGGAAGAAAAAAGGUCCUCCUCCCAUAAGGUCCUGUGAUGAUUUCAGUCACAUGGGCACCCUACCCCACUCCAAAUCCCCACGGCAGAACUCAUCUGUGACCCAGGAUGGCAUCCAGGAGAGCCCAUGGCAGGACCGGCAUGGCGAAACCUUCACCUUCAGGGAUCCACAUCUUCUGGACCCAACUGUGGAAUAUGUGAAGUUCUCCAAGGAGAGGCACAUCAUGGACAGGACCCCCGAGAAGCUGAAGAAGGAGCUGGAGGAGGAGCUGCUGCUGAGCAGCGAGGACCUGCGCAGCCAUGCCUGGUACCACGGCCGCAUCCCCCGACAGGUGUCUGAAAACCUUGUGCAGCGAGAUGGCGACUUCCUAGUUCGUGACUCUUUGUCCAGCCCUGGGAACUUUGUCCUGACCUGUCAGUGGAAGAACCUCGCUCAGCAUUUCAAAAUCAACCGGACAGUUCUGCGACUCAGCGAGGCCUACAGCCGCGUGCAGUACCAGUUCGAGAUGGAGAGCUUCGACUCCAUCCCCGGUCUGGUGCGCUGCUACGUGGGCAACCGCCGGCCCAUCUCCCAGCAGAGUGGCGCCAUCAUCUUCCAGCCCAUCAACAGGACGGUGCCCCUGCGGUGCCUGGAGGAGCGUUAUGGCACCUCCCCAGGCCAGGCCCGGGAGGGCAGCCUCACCGAGGGAAGGCCGGAUGUGGCCAAGAGGCUGAGCCUCACCAUGGGUGGCGUCCAGGCCCGAGAGCAGAAUUUGCCCAGGGGAAACCUCCUCAGAAACAAAGAAAAGAGUGGUAGCCAGCCAGCCUGCCUGGAUCACAUGCAGGACAGAAGAGCCUUGUCCCUCAAAGCCCACCAGUCAGAGAGCUACCUGCCGAUUGGCUGUAAGCUGCCACCUCAGUCCUCGGGUGUGGACACAAGCCCCUGCCCAAACUCACCUGUGUUCAGGACGGGAAGCGAGCCCGCCCUGAGCCCAGCAGUGGUUCGGAGGGUCUCCUCGGACGCCAGGGCUGGGGAGGCGCUGAGGGGAUCAGACAGUCAGUUGUGCCCUAAGCCGCCGCCUAAGCCCUGCAAGGUGCCAUUCCUCAAGGCUCCCUCGUCUCCCUCUGCCUGGCUCAACUCAGAGGCCAACUACUGUGAACUGAACCCAGCGUUUGCCACAGGCUGUGGCAGGGGAGCAAAGCUACCCUUAUGUGCCCAGGGAAGCCACAAAGAACUGCUCACAGCCAAGCAGAAUGGGGCGCCAGGUCCCCGGAACUCUGGCAUCAACUACUUGAUCCUUGAUGAUGAUGACAGGGAAAGACCUUGGGAACCUGCGGCAGCUCAGAUGGAGAAGGGGCAGUGGGACAAGGGUGAGUUUGUGACGCCCCUCCUGGAGACUGUCUCCUCCUUCAGGCCCAAUGAAUUUGAGUCAAAGUUCCUUCCCCCUGAGAAUAAGCCCCUGGAAACAGCAAUGUUGAAACGUGCGAAAGAACUGUUCACCAACAACGACCCCAAGGUCAUCGCCCAGCACGUACUGAGCAUGGAUUGCAAGGUUGCUAGGAUACUUGAAGUCUCCGAAGAGAUGAGGAGGAACAUGGGGGUGAGCUCAGGCCUGGAACUCAUUACCUUGCCUCACGGACACCAGCUGCGCCUGGACAUAAUUGAAAGACACAACACGAUGGCCAUCGGCAUUGCAGUGGACAUUCUGGGCUGCACAGGCACUUUGGAGGACCGAGCAGCCACUCUGAGUAAGAUCAUCCAGGUGGCGGUGGAACUGAAGGAUUCCAUGGGGGACCUCUAUUCCUUCUCAGCUCUCAUGAAAGCCCUGGAAAUGCCACAGAUCACAAGGUUAGAAAAGACGUGGACUGCUCUGCGGCACCAGUACACCCAAAAUGCCAUUCUCUAUGAGAAACAGCUGAAGCCCUUCAGCAAACUCCUGCAUGAAGGCAGAGAGUCCACAUGUGUUCCCCCAAACAAUGUAUCAGUCCCACUGCUGAUGCCACUUGUGACCUUAAUGGAGCGCCAGGCUGUCACUUUUGAAGGAACCGACAUGUGGGAAAAAAACGACCAGAGCUGUGAAAUCAUGCUGAACCAUUUGGCAACAGCGCGAUUCAUGGCCAAGGCUGCGGACAGCUACCGGAUGAAUGCUGAGAGGAUCCUGGCAGGUUUUCAACCAGAUGAAGAAAUGAAUGAAAUCUGCAAGACUGAAUUUCAAAUGCGAUUGCUAUGGGGCAGCAAAGGCGCACAAGUCAAUCAGACAGAGAGAUAUGAGAAAUUCAACCAGAUUUUAACUGCCCUCUCACGUAAAUUGGAACCUCCUUCUGUAAAGCAAGCAGAGCUUUGAUAACUCUCCAGAGAACCUUUAGAAUGUCUUUUCAAGUUUCCCCAGCUUCAUCUUUGGGAAAGCUUACUAUUUGAUAAAGUAAUAAUGUACAAAUCUGACAAUAUACAAGCUUUUAGUAUCCACAGGAUAUUAAACGUGUAAAUUGCACAGAACACACUUAUUUAUGAAUUGUCUAAAGUUACUACUGAUUUUAAAAUGAAUAAUUUAUUAUUAAGGUAACUACUGCUAAUGUUGAUCAGCAAAUUUAAGAGAAGACCUAGCUAUGUUGGCUGGUUGCUUUCUAUUAUCAUGGUAUUUGACCAUUUUAGUUUUAAUUCCAUGUCAGAUAAGUGUAAAUAGAAGAGUUUAAGAGCAUGAAACAUUUCAGAAGGUAUCAGUUAUAUGAUAUUCUUUAAACAAAUAUGAAAAAUGUAAAUACUCAUGAAUGAAAAUACAUCAUCAUCUUUUUGUGAAA
Molecule: messenger RNA, 3511 nt
Organism: Symphalangus syndactylus (siamang)
Lineage: Eukaryota; Metazoa; Chordata; Mammalia; Primates; Hylobatidae
Gene: BCAR3
Product: BCAR3 adaptor protein, NSP family member
Biological process (GO): small GTPase-mediated signal transduction; positive regulation of peptidyl-serine phosphorylation
Molecular function (GO): phosphotyrosine residue binding; guanyl-nucleotide exchange factor activity
Source: RefSeq, a predicted model, not a curated record